UCCCAGCCAAUUGGCACCUCUUCUAAAAUAAAAUAAAAACACUACCUGGCACCUCCCACCGCCCCCACUCCCUUCCCCGCUCCGCCUGGACGAAUCCCGGCGCCGCCGCCUGCGGCGCGCCCCUGCUCCGCGCCGCUCCAUCCAUCUUCUACCCCCCGGCGCGCCCCCACUCCCCACCUCCGGUCCCUGAUCCACGCCGCACCUCCGCGCCUUGUUCUCCUCCUGCUCACCGAGCCCAGGAACUUCACUUUAUUCCCCACCUCCUCCUUGCACAAUUACUUGUUUUUCUUAUCAUGAUUUUUGUUCUGUGUCAUCUUUGCUUCGGUUGCUUACGUUUAAUUGCAGAACUUCGACAUGGAGAUCUGUUUCACUGCAAACACUGUAUCCAACUGAAUGUUGUGAAACAUAUUCAGCAUUGUUAUGUAGUUUUACUCAAGUGUCAAUUAUUUUCUGUGCAUAGUUUAUUUGCGGCAAGUAGUGUUGUUGCAGAACUCCGAAGGUGGCAUAGGGGUGGAGUGAGUGGUUAUGGGUGUGGAAGGUUUAUUGGGUCCUGUCGAUCAACUUUAGGAGUGUUUAGCUAGCAAACAAUUCAUCUUCCAAAUUUAUUGCUGUCAUUAAAUUAUAUAGCAAGGGGCAAAUCUACUAAAAAAUCUGUUGCUGACAGCAUUUGGGGAUGCCCAAGGGACAAAUCUCCAGAAGCGGGGUAUCGAAGCUCAUGCAACCUGACCACUGAAGAAACAUUGUCAAUUCGUUCGUUCACUUUUCAGGCCGAGGGCGUCGUUGGGAGGAGCUCCAUGGAGUAUGACUGGUGGCAGCAUCUCAGAAGAAGGGUGCGGACCAGACAACACUCUGGGCCGGAGGCGGCGGCUUUUCUCCGGUCCGGGACAAAGCUAUUGUAGGAGGAACUUGCCUAUCAAAGGUUUGAAGGAUGAUCUUGUCAUGAUGUGAAAUGGCUCUUUGAGCACCUUCGGGGUGAUAUACUUGGUGGAGAAAAGUGAUACCUCAAAGAGGACGAAACCCCUGGUUCUGCUGAUGGAACAAAAUGUUGAUAGGUCCUUCAGGUUGCAAUUCAGGAGGGAGAUCCUGUUAUUUCUAUUACCAGUAAGGAAUGUGCAGAUGCUACUGGACUCGUUAGUCAGGAUUCUGUACUUGAUUCUAAAGAAGUUAGCCAGACAAUUCUUACUGCUGCUACAGAAGUUAGGGAUGUUCCUCGAGUUAAUGUGGCAACAGCUGAUAAAAUUUCUCCAAGUGACAGUAAUGUAGUGAAGGGCCACCUGAAUCCUGGCAACGCUGGCAAUAUAUCAACUACCGUAAAGGGUGACCCUGACAGAGGUUAAGAGGGAUAUGGUCAAACUACCAUGCAACAUUCCCUCCAUAGGUGAUGGUUUGCAGGCAUUACAUGAUGAUAAAGAGUUGCCUAAGAACGGGACCCCAUUGCAAGAAAUAGAUUCUAAAACCAAUAUGAACUUGGACAAGAAAGAGGACAGUCCUGACAGCGCUUCUCCUGAUGUGAAAAACUAAAUUUAGACAGGAGCUCGGGUAACGAGUCGAGAGAGGAUGUGAUGGAAAGUAAGCAAGUUGAUCCCAAUGUCAGAUCUGAUGAUCUUGGAGGGAAGACUGCAGUUACCUCAGACCAUGAGGAGGUAAAAGAGGUGUCCUCGUUGAUACUGUUGCCAAGGAUUCCUCUGUGCAAACAAAGGACAUUGUUUCUUAAGAGAAGCCAGUAACUCUUAUAUUAAAAAAGGAAACCUGAAGACCAAGAAGUUGUUGCAGAUGGAAUGCCAGCGUGGUGUGGAUACUCUCAAAAUUCCUAAGCAACAAACAUCCAAACUAAGUAGCUCUGAUCCUCUAAAACAUUCUGUUUGGCAGGUCUGAUUCAACAGCAAGCGGAGAUUCUCACAAAGUGCGGAUAGGAUGUUUUGGAUAUUUCAAUAUGGGCUAUGUAAGGAGUGGAAUGAGUGAACAAACACACCAAAAUGUGUCUGGCCACUUCCUCAGAAGCCUGCAGCGGAAGUGGCGGAACCGGAGGCCUUUGUGUUCGGCCAUAGCCCAUAGGGAAGACGUCUGAUACCAAGAGAAUACAUCUGUCCUUAAUUCACAGUAUUUCGCAGCAACACAAUGAUCACAGUUAACAGUUUGUACAGUAAAUCUGUAGUUCCGGGACGCACCGCCUACAGAGUCCAGAACAGAGGAACUAUAAAGGGCAGCGAGACCGAUUCGGCAGUUUGCCUAGCCGUAGGUUCCCGCCUUCCCAACUGCCGUUUUCCAACCGCCAGUACCAAUCUUGCCUACCUAGCUUCGUAUGGAGCCUGCCGGGCUCGCCGCCGGCGAUCUUGGCGAGCCGGUCGGGCGUGACGGCGACGGGGGGCCCCAGGGCGAAGCGAUUGUCGAGGGUGGUGCUGUCAGGCGCGGCACGGGCGUGCGCGCCAGCGGCGCCGGCGAGAUGACCAACCGGAACGCGCCUGGUCAUGACGCCAAGACCUCCGAUACGGAGGAGAUGUCGUGCGUCAUCAACGCCGGCAAGACGAGCAAGGCGGAGGCGCCCCGCCAUGACGCCAAGGCCGGCGAUACGGAGGACAUGUCGGGCGCCAUCAACGCCCGCAAGACGAGCAAGGCGGAGGCGCCCCGCCAUGACGCCAAGGCCGGCGAUACGAAGGAGAUGUCGGGCGCCAUCAACGCUCGCAAGACGAGCAAGGCGGAGGCGCCCCGCCAUGACGCGGAGAAGGAGCUGCCGCGCGCCAGCGAAGCAGGCAAGACGAGCAAUGCUGUCGCGCCCGGCCACUACAUCAAGGCCCUCGAUACGGAGAAGGUGCUGCCGCGCGGCAGCGACGCAGGCGGGACGAGCAAAGCGAUCGCGCUCGGCCAGGACUUCAAGGUUGCCACUGCGGAGGAGAUGCCGCGCGCGGCUACGGAUGUUUGCUCUGUUUGGAGGGAGAAUUGGGAGGAGAGCUUGCAGAGUAUGAGCGGCUUCUUGGAUCUCCCAGGUACCAUGACCAUUGCUAUAGACACAGAGUAUGCAACCAAGUGCCUGCUUAGAUUGGAACAGCCACAGAACGGUGACGAGUGGUACAGCCAGCUGCAGGCUACUGCAGGGACUGCGGAUUUGGUACAGGUCGGGGUCGCGGUGACGUUCGCCGACGCCGACGCAGAGAACAUAGAACCGAUCAGGGUAUGGGAAUUCAAUCUCUUCUUUGACUCCAAAUCAAACCAGUAUAAUCCGAGCACUCUGCUGUUUUUGGAGAAGAAGUGCCGGCAUGACCUUGAAAAGCACAGGCAGUAUGGUAUUAUGCCAACUGACUUCUUCCAGUGGGUCUAUGAGCUCCACAGCAUAUUUGCAAGACGAUCUGUGACUGUUGUCACGUACCAGGGAGAUGCGGACAUCGCACUUCUAAUCUACCAAGGUGCUCCAAUGCCUGCAAGGCGGCUCGACUUUCUUCUGGAUAUCAGCAACACUUUUCCUGCAUUGGUCGACACGAGAGUUCUUGCCAUGGUUUGGGCACCAGAUUUCUGCGGGAAGUUAGAUGACCUUGCUGACAUGUUGGGCCUCUCUAGAAGUGGAACAAGACAUCAUGCAGGGUCAGAUGCGGCGCUGACCCUCAGGUGCUACUUUGCAAUGCGAAGGUUGCUGGGAGAUCAGAAGGUGCUCAGGGGAGUACUUUGCGGCUUGUUUCAAAGCGAACCAUCAGUGUGCACUGCGAGAAUAGCCUGGGAUCCUUCAAUCAGCAUUUUGCAUGUCUGGGGUAAAAACUUUGAUGAGGUUGCCGGCCAAUUUGGAAGGUUGAUUGAGAACAAUUUCACUGUCGUUACUGUCAAAGUCCUCUUUGACCCGCCUCUUCGAAAGGGUCCGUUCAAUCGUGAUCCUCAGUUCUGCUAUUCAAACAUGCAACUAAGGCUCGAUGAAAAGAUAAGAUGCACUAUUGCUAUGGUCUUCGCCACUGGCCAUGGGCAAGUGGCGAAUUCGGCAUCCUUUGUGUUUCAUAUCUGCUUUUCCGGCGGGGAGUAUAUUGAGCCAGUACAGUUCGCUAGGAUGUUGGAUGAGCAAGGAGUGCUAUGCAACCCAUACCUGACUUGGGUUACCUUCCUAGGGGCAGAAUCCGUCGCUUUCAUAUAUGACAUGGUUUAUCAUAGUUUCCAAUUCUGGAUUCCCACCAUGUUCAGUCACUACAAGGUGAGCAGAACGGGCAUGUUUCCGGUUCCAGAGGCAGCUCACUGAGUCUGCGCCAAAUUGCAACAAGUUUGAUGAUUGAGCAACCAGAGGAAGCUGGCAUCGGUUGGGAAGCAAUUUUAACCUUGAAAAGCUUCCUUCGUCUGGUCAUGGACGGGCGUAUGUCCUCGACGUUUGCCGGGAAUUUGCUUGCAGGCUGCUGUAGCCGCUCCAUGUGCUUGAGGUAGCGCAACCGCUUUGCCCUGAUGAUCUUAACUGCUACAGAUUUAAGAAGCUCGAGCCAUGUAGGUGUACAGUUGAUCAAAUGUCCUGCUUGUUGCGACACAAAUGUACAAGUAUUGCUCUCAUACUGUUGAAUCAAACAAGUAUACACUUCAUUUUUUGAAUACUUCUUAGUUGCUUGUCACAUUUUUUUUCAGUACACAUCACAUAGCGUAUAGGUUUAACAUACGGUUUUGCUAAUUUUCAUCCGACUGAAAACAAUUCGUUUCAGUCGGAUUUUGUGUCCGUCUGAUCAUUGUGCAGCGAUUUGUGCGUGCUCCUUUGGUUAUUUGUUUAUAGCGCGCGCUGUUUUGUUUGUAGUCUGCCCGUUAACCCAUGUCGGUGCCCGUUCCCCCCUUUCAUCAGUGAUUGUUCAAGCAGAAGUAGGGGAGAGAGAGACAGUAGUGAUUUCCAUUCAGAGUUCUCCUUCUCUCGUUGCUUGAGCAUUCGGUUGCUGCUAUGGGCCCACUGGUGGUUAGAGGAGCUCUUCCAAGUGGUUUGCAUCUGUUGUUCUCCCCCCUCCAUUUCUUAGUCUUUUUUCUAGAUCUCGACGGAUGUGAUUUGUGGAUUUUGUGAGCUCUCACCUGUCCUAUCCUAGGUUGUUCAUGUUUAAGCCUUGUUUUGUGAAUCUGCUGGAAGGAUCCCUUGCUUGAAGAUAUCUGUGCUCUGCUCGCUGGUGAUUGGAAUUUUCUCUUCCAGCGAUCUGAUGUUGUUCUUCUUCUUCAUCCAUUACUUUAUUUUCUAGAUCUGUGAGCUAUCAGCUAUGGCCCUCCAAUUCUGUGAGCACGCUGGUGGAUGUGCUUUGUUGAAUCUGUGAGCUAUGGUCCUCCAAUUCUACGUUGUUGUUGCGUUUUUCUGUACCCAUCCUUGUGUUUUGCAUCAGACUUUGUGCUUGAGCAUGUGUAAUGUUGGGGCAAUUAUAGUGAAUUGUCUGCAAUAUAUCGUCGUUGUUAAGGUUAUUAUUUCUUAUAUCUUGCUCCAUGUCUUGAAAUUUUUAGUGGUUACUGCUCUGCAAUUUGUUUCAGUUAUUCUGCUGUAAAUUUGGUGAGCUGUCUCUGUAAGUUAUGUUUAGGUCAAUAUCCAUACCAUUUUAAAGUUAUUUUGUUGUACCUGAUGAAGGAAUUUCAGUCUGAGAGUAUCUCUUUAAUCCUUGAUAAAUUAGGUGGUUACUUAGUGUUACUUUGUUUUGUGUGUAGUGGUUAUUGCUUGCAUUACCUGUGCAUGUUCUAAUUGGUUGUUUAAUAACUACUUUUCUUACAUUAAGCAUAAUUACACUAUCACAUUAUUAUAUUUUUCCAGCAAGGCUACUGUAAUUUUCAAGAUUCCACCAAGGUUUAACUGUUCUUUGUUACAAUUCCCAAUGCUCCUUGAAGGUUUAACUUUCUUUUUGUUACAGUGCAUUUUCUGUAUCAUUUACAGUGUAAAAUAUAUGUAGUUCCUAAGCAAGGCCACAGUAAUUUUUGAACCAUAGUUCUUCCAGACUGUUUUCCCCCUGAAUUUUGUUUGCUGCUCCCAGUUGAUCUAAACAACUAUUUGUAUUUUGCAGUCAUUUUGUGUAUUAUUUACAGUGUCAAAAAAAUGUAAUUCUCCCGCAAAGCUGUAGUAACUUUGAACCAUAGCCUUUAGUUCAGUUGUUUUUUCCCUAGUGUUUUACAUGAGUCUGUUGCUGCUUCCAGUUGGAACUAAACUACUGUUUUAUUACAGUGCAUCUUCUGUAUUAUUUUUAGUGUAACAAGAAAUGCAAUUCUCAUGCAAAGUUAUAGUAACUUUGAAAUAGUCUCCAAGUUGUUUGCAGAUUGCAGUUCGAUACUACACCAUUGUUGUUUGUUUACAGUGCCUCUUCUGUAUUAUUUACAGCUCAACAAGAAAUGUAAUUCUGUUGCCAAGUUAUAGUAAUUUUGAAACAUAGCCUCUAAGCUGUUUGCUGCUCCAAGUUAUAGUGUUUUUCUGUAUUAUUCAGUGUAAGAAAUGUAAUUCUCCUGCAAAGUUAUGUAA
This is a messenger RNA of Triticum aestivum (bread wheat), 6421 nucleotides long. RefSeq lists its product as uncharacterized. Gene Ontology annotation, molecular function: poly(A)-specific ribonuclease activity; nucleic acid binding. The record is from RefSeq and is a predicted model, not a curated record. NCBI's taxonomy places the organism in Eukaryota, Viridiplantae, Streptophyta, Magnoliopsida, Poales, Poaceae. The coding region runs from base 2303 to 4213 and encodes 636 amino acids. The transcript has 4 exons. Gene Ontology annotation, cellular component: CCR4-NOT complex.